GCAACUUUUUUGCUUUCGGAAAUGAACAGCAGACCUUGCAACAGUGUUUCAAGUUUGAUUUAAUACAUGAAGUCCCAUUUUGAAACACCAUGUCUAAUGAAGCCAGUUCGGAGCAGAAGCUUUCUACAACAACAGUCAGUUCAGUUGCUGUUCAGGCCGGGGAUGCCAGUAUUGUUAUAGCUGUGCUUAAGUGUGGAAAAUGGGUGAAGCUUCAGCUGGCUGAAUCAACGCCAAAUUUGUUAGAAAUUGGCAGCAAUCAAGAUGAGACUAAAAAACUACUGCAAGAUCAUGAAUUCCUCCUUGCUAAACUGAAGGCUUUGGAAGAAAAGGUGUGGGACCUGCUGCAUGAAGCAGACAAGGCUGCAGAGGAGAACAAAGACAAGAGUCAGGUUUAUGAUGCCAUGGCAGACACCCUUGGGGAUGCAUGGGAUGCCCUCAUCAUUAUGUUAGAGAAGCGACAGGCACUUCUGGAACUUACUUCAGUGUUCUUUGAAAAUGCUUUGAAGUUUGCUGUUAAAAUUGACCAAGUUGAAGAUUUCCUGAAAAAUGCCCAAGAGUUCGAUAAUAUUGACUCUCUCAGAGAACUUCUUUUGCAACAAGAGCAUCAUACAAAAGAGCUUUUGGAAAAGUCACUUGCACUUUUAAACAAAAGCCAAGAGCUAACUGAAUUCAUAGAAGAAUUCAAAUGUGAGGGGCCAAAUGUAAAUCCAGAGCUGAUCCAGGGAGCCCACAGCAGCUGCUUGAAAAUUGACAAUCUCCUUGAAAUGCUACAAGACAGAAGACGGCAACUGGACAGGUUUCUUAAACAUCAGCGCCAAGGACUGGAGCAGGUCCUGCAAAUUUGUUUGUGGCAUCAACAAGAGAAUCAGGUAACAUCAUGGUACAAGAAAAACAUCAGAGAUUACUUUCACAAGCAAAACUUAGGCUCAUCUUUAUUGGAAAAUGAAGAGUUACUUCAAGAACUUGAAGAAAUGGAAGUCAAAGUGAAAGAAUGGAAUUCCACUGUGGAACAACUAGAAGCUGAAGCACUUAAGAUCCUGUUUUCAGAGGACUAUACAGAAAAAGAACAUCUGAAGUUUUCAAAUCAAAAAAUGUGUCUGUUGCGAGAAGAGGUGUGCUUCCAUAUGGAAGAAAGGAAAGCCCUGCUACAGGAGGCCAAUGACUUUUUUCGUACUGCUGGCAAGGUACUUGAUGGUCUUGAAGGUGUUGACAAUUACCUUAAAAUCUUUAAUUCAGAAGGCUUACAUUUACCUAUCUUUACAACUAAGUAUGAGGAAUUACAUCAAACAAUUAAAGACUGCACAGCGAGUACUUUGCAAAAGGGACAAACUUUAGUUAACAAAGCAGAUUCUCACAGUUCUUGGGUGACAGAAAUUCAGAAAAUGAUGGAAUAUGUUCAAAAAAAUGUAGACAAAUUUAUCAGACAGUGUCCAGAUUACAAAGAACUUACUUUAAAGAAACAACAAUGGACUUUGUCACUUGAAGAUCAUCUAAAUAAGGUGUCGCAGUCGAUUACAAAAAUCGCCCGAGUGCUUGCAGUUGGUAUGGAAAUUGGUUCCUAUUUGUCUGAGUCGGAAAGACUUUUGAACAAACACCUUGAACUGGUCAAACAAACAAAGGAAACUUCACAUGAACUGGAAGCAGCUGAGAGAAUCAUCAAAGAUAUAGAAGAAUUUGUACCUGAGCAGGUGGCAGCUUUUUCUAGCAGAAUUGACCUUCUGAAUGAAGAACUGAAAAAAACUGAAAAAAUUGCUAAUUCAAAACUAGAAAUUCUAGAAACUUAUGUGACUUUUUUAAAGUUAUCUGUGGAGGUGAAUGAUGACAUUCAAAAUCUGAAGGAGUUCUAUAAAUCAAAAACAGUGCAAACAAACAGGGAAGUGGAAAAUAAAAUUGCAAUGGAGUCAGCUAAUAUGCAGUGGCAAAAGGCUAUAAAGAAGAUUUUUUCCACCCAAAAUAUGGGUUGCAGUUUUCUUAACUUAGUAAAUGUGGUAAAUGAGAGUUUAAUAGUGAAAGUAGAAAAAUCUGUACGAGUAACAGAAGAUAUCAUUGUCAAUCUGAGUAAAGAAAAGAAAGAGCUGACUGAUCUUUGGGCAAUCUGGAAUUUUAAAAUUACUCAAGUAAAACCCGUCCAGGAACAGCACCAGAUAUUUAAAGAGCAAUUAGAAAUGACUACCCAUGGAUUUGAAAUUCUUCAAGAGGCACUUCAGCUUGCAGCAACAGUUGACCUUGGAAGUGACCUUUUUAUUGUUUUGGAACUACAAAAAAAGCUUAACCAAAUGAAACCAGAGUAUCAGCAACUGAAUGCUGAGCUUGAGUACCUGAUAAAAUUACUAGAACUGCCAAGCCAGAAAGAGUUUCCUGUAAAAGAGAAUCCUGAGGGAAUCAGUGAUCUUAUUCUUCUCCAUCAAACAGUAGAGGACACGAUGACAGCGUAUGAUGAGAUUUUUAACAAGACAGUCAAAUUCCAUUACAUUAAAAAAGAACUGGAAUGUCUAUCAAAAUCACAAGAACUGGAUAUUCCCAGAAUAUGUGAGGACCCUGAAAGUGUGCAUCGUGUUAAAGCCUACCUUGUGAAUGCUCAGGAGAAACAUGCACAUAUCAGACAGCUGUAUAAACUUCUUAUUACCCAGGGAGUGGAUAUCUUGUCUGCAGUGCAGCAAAUUAGUUGCUUGAAUCUUUCUGUGAAGAAUCUGAAGCAGGAACUUGCUAGAUUUGAGUGUGAUAGCAUUAACUGGAGCUCCAAAGCUGAUAAAUAUGAGGAAGAACUCUCACAGUGUUUUCAACACUGCACCACUCAAGAGGAGAUAAGUGAGCUCAGAGAAUCAUUUAAGGAUCUCAAAAAGAAAUUCAACAAUUUGAAGUUUAACUAUACAAAGAAAACGGAAAAAGCUCGAAAUUUGAAAGUGCUUAAAAUACAGAUUCAGCAAGUAGAUAUGUAUGCAGAGAAAAUACAGAUUCUUAAAAAGAAGAUGGAUAAUUUAGAGAAGAAAGUAAUUGGCUCUGUAGCAAAUGAACCUAAUGUUAGAGUCUUCUUGGGGUCAAUCGGUGACUUACAAAAACAGCUGAAUGACUUUAGCAGAGUUGUGGGAGAUUACAAGCAAAAUCUGGAUCUCGUGGAGCAUCUACAACAGAUGAUGGAAGAGUGUCAAUUCUGGUUUGAAGAUGUGAGUGCAACGGUCAUUAGAGUUGGGAAGUACUCUGCAGAAUGCAAAACAAGACAAGCAAUAGAGACUCUCUACAAGCAAUUCAAUAAGUUUAUUGAGCCUACAGUGCCUCAACAAGAAGAAAAAAUUCAGCAGAUUAUAGACCUUGCUGAACGGUUAUAUGGUAUUGCAGAAGGAAAGAAGUAUGUUGAAAAAGCCAUAUUGAAGUACAAAGAAAUCAUUACUUCUGUUGAUGAGUUGUGUAGAUCUCUGAGAGAACUUAAGGAGAUUAAGAAAGAUGAGCUUUCUGAAGAGUUGGUUACUGUUCAGAAAGAAGAAAGAAAUGGUCAAGAAGCAUGUGAAGCUCUAAUUAAAGACAAAUCAGAGGAACAAAAGCAGCAGAUGGAAUUGGAUAAAUUGCUUACAAGUACAGAACGCAUUACUGGGAAGAGAAGCAGUACUCUAUCUCCUACCAAUUCUGAACAGGAGGGGAAUAAUUUGGCUGAUAUUCCAAUUAUCUGUCCAGCUGGUGAGGAUCUUGUUUCACAGGAUACAGAGCUGUCAUCUUCAGCCAAAGAGGAUAGUUUACAGACUGAAUUCCUGGCAGAAGAAAUAGCCUCCGGAGAUGAAUAUGAGUGUAUAUCACCUGAUGAUAUCUCUUUGCCACCGCUUUCUGAGACACCAGAAUCCAACUUUUUGCAUUCUGAAACAGAGCUAGAAGAGCAGCGCUGUUGUAGUUCUCCUAGUCUGCAUGUCAGUUCCUAUAGUUUGCAAAUGCAGAAAACCACCAGUAUUAAUAAAAUGAUGGAAGCGUCUGAUCUCUUAACAAAUUCUGCUUAUGCUUAUGCUACAAAUAAUAGAACAGUAAGCCCAUCAGAUCAGUUUCAGAAGUUUUGUAGCUCUUCACCAGAUUCUGGUCCAAAAGUCAGACAAGUAUCUCCUUUGACUUGUAGCUUACAAAGGAUAUCUGAAGCUAGCACUGCAUCCAGCACUCUAAGUGCAAAACCGGUAUAUAGCUUGAUGAAUGAAGUGUGCAAAACACAUUUGCAGCACCUUGAAAUUUGUGAAAGCAUGACAGAAACCCAGAAACAAUUGCAUGACUUGAAUAACUGUACUAAAACCCAGCACAGGCUGCAUGCUUUGCCUGCUGCAUUCUCAGGUUUCGUGUUUCAAUCAGACGCCAGGAGAAGCUGUCAGAGAGAGACGAUCACCCGAGAAGAGAUUAAAAGUUCAACAGAAAAGAACAGCAUGGCCAGCCUAACUGGACAGGCGCCUAAUUUCUCCCAGCUUCUCUCUAACAAAACGGUCAUGGAAGGUUCUCCAGUAACUUUGGAAGUAGAAGUAACGGGAUUUCCAGAGCCUACACUGACAUGGUACAAGAAGGGCCAGAAACUGACUGCAGAUGAGCACUUAAAGCUUUUACAAAAGGAGACAAAGCAUACUUUGUUCAUUCAGAAGGUCUGUGAUAAAGAUGCUGGCCUCUAUGUUGUUCGGGCUAAAAAUUUGAACGGCACUAUCUCAUCAAGUGCUAUUCUCCACGUGAAAGUACAAGGAAAAAAGCCAAACUUCAUACAAAAAUUUGGACAUACAACUCUGCAAGAAGGAGAAGAUUUAAUCCUGCGUUGCACUAUACAUGGAAAACCCAAACCGCACGUCUGCUGGAUGAAGGAUGAUAUCCAAGUGGUGUCUAGGGACAUCAGUAUUGAGAAAUUAGGAGAUACUUAUUACCUUUUAAAAAGAAAUGUAGUCCUUGCUGAUACUGGGAAAUAUAUCUGUGUUGCCAGCAAUGAAAUUGGAAAGGCACACUGCUCUGCUUUUGUAACAGUGAUAGAGAAAAAUAAAAUCCCAGAAAUGUUCACUGUAUCUCACACUAAAUCAGAAUGGGAAGAGGAAUACAUUUCAGAAGAAGUCAGUGUCACCACGACUCAGCUAGUACAGCCCAAUGACACACAUUGCAUGCAACAUCAAGGGCCAGUGGCUAAACAUCUACCAGUAAGGUUUAAAGAGAAAUUCUGGCUUCAAGGACUAUAUCUUGAACUUGAGAGGCCACAAAAGAUUAGCUUCAGUUUGGAGCAUGAUCCUAUUCUUGUCCUGUCUGCUGCAGAAGAUCAGAAGAUAUACUGAACUGAAAGAUUCAAGAUGGUGUUCAUUUUGUCUGCUGUGUCCAUUAGUAGAUAUUGGCCAUGGAUAAGGAGAAGAUGUAUCUUUGAGUGCUAUUUAAUUUAUAUCUAGGUUACAAUUUGUAUUUGGUCUCUUUAUA
Molecule: messenger RNA, 5403 nt
Organism: Apus apus (common swift)
Lineage: Eukaryota; Metazoa; Chordata; Aves; Apodiformes; Apodidae
Gene: CCDC141
Product: coiled-coil domain containing 141
Exons: 29
Coding region: 90-5267 (1725 amino acids)
Source: RefSeq, a predicted model, not a curated record